Molecule: messenger RNA, 2067 nt
Organism: Rhinopithecus roxellana (golden snub-nosed monkey)
Lineage: Eukaryota; Metazoa; Chordata; Mammalia; Primates; Cercopithecidae
Exons: 1
Coding region: 489-980 (163 amino acids)
Source: RefSeq, a predicted model, not a curated record
UUCUGAAUAUUUCUCUAGUCAAUUAAAAAACUUCAGUUUCUUUCUUCUUUUUAAAAAAGUUUUUCCCAUCUCCUUUCCAUUGAAAUGGACUCCAAAGGAAGAACUGGUAAUAGUUACCAGUUCUUUUAAUGAUGGUGUUUACUUGGGUCUAAGAAUUCCUUAAAAUAAAACUGUCCUGAAGAACACCUAUCAUCCGAGGGAGGGGGAAAACGAGGCUAGAUUACAUUUGGAACAGCUGUGAUUUUAAAAUACACAAACGCUUGUAUUACGGAGUUAGCAUACGGAGAGGAAUUUCUCAUAUCCCCAUCCAGCAAGUGUUUCCAGAGUAUAAUGCUCCUUCCCCUCUAGAGACCCAUAGAACAGGCAUCAAGGGUUAAGGGGACGAAAAGUUAGUUACACUAAGACCGCUAGAGUCUCCAAUUUUUAUGCGUAAAUCUUUCGUCUAAACACACAUCAUUUAUCACACAUUAUUUUAAACUACUUAGAACAUGCCAACACUCAAGAUAGUUUUCCCACGUUCCACAGGGUGGAGGCCUGAAAUUUACAUCUCAGCUGGAAGGCAAAGCUGGUGCGGUACUCAUCCUAUUCCAACCAGAAAACCUUUCCCCAGCAGGUUUGCCGCGCUGCCCCGCGACUGGCAAACAAUGACCUUACAGACCGUGAAGAGGCCGUCGGCUCUGCCGUCGCCGGUGCCUCCGAAGACGGCGACCCGCAGCGGCCCCUCAAGGGAGUUCCCCCUGCCAGACCGACAGCCUGAGCGCUCCGGGACAGAGAAAACUCAGCAAAGGCCGCCGCUGCUACCACCUCAGCACCUCCCCCAACCCGCCCCUUCCUUCUCGCAGCCGCACGUCACGUCAGGACCCGGCAAGAGGAGCGAAGAUUUGCGUAGGGGACGAGCCUCUGAGGCCACGGCUCGCACGGCCAUGCAGGGCGCCGCAGAUGCAGCCGGACCUCACUUUUCCCUGUCAGGACGACCCUAGGCCGCCAGCAGUUCCCUACCGACGAAGGCGACUGUACAACGUCCGUCGCGUUCGUGCCCACUUACCCGCCGCCCCACUCCAGGCCGCCGGCUCGCAGCAGGACCAGCCCGGCUGCUACGGCCGCGGAUACACGCCCACAGGCCGGGCGCUGCGCAGCUUGCGGAAACGUUCACAGACAGACUCGCUGCCAGCGGAUUGGCUGCGAGCAGCGCCAAUCUUACGUUCACCCCAGGCGAGGCGGGACUAAGUGCUGCGCUCCCUGUACCCGCUCUGCCGCGCGCGCAUGCUGGGGGCGAGUGCGGGGUCGGGCCUGCGCUCCGGGUGAGACGCUGGCUGCUUGCCGCUGGUGGAUGGUAAUUGCCUGCCUCGCGCUAGCAGGAAGGUAGUGUGGUGUGACUAACGGGUAUUUAUUAUAUUCUCGAGGGCUUGAGGGCCUCCAUCCCCUCUACUCGUCCCGGUCCGGGCGCAAACGCUGUAGGGCAGCUAAGGGCGCUCCCCGCGGGCGGGAAGCGAAGCCGGGCUUGCAGGCGCGCACACGUGGAGCGCGUUCUCUGAGCAGAUCUGGGCUCCGGGGUGUUCUGGCUUGGUCUUUGUUGCGGCCAAUUCCCAGACCCUUCUGGGUGCAGGACUUAAAAUUUGUUUUCCAGGCAGCAAAUUUAACCCAUGGCAACUGUAACUCAUCUUGUGAGGGUGGCGGUUUAUAGUAUUGUAUCCUGUGGUAUCAUACAAGGGGUGCAAGUUAAACUCUUCAAAGUUAAUCACGAUUUUUGCUCGUGGCCUUCUGGGUUUAUCCGUACGCCGAAGACAGGCACCUGUAUUACAUCCUGAGGAAAUGUGGAUACCAAAAAUUGAUCCUGAGAAAAGUCUUGAUUAGAUUUUUUGGAAUUGCCUUUGAAAUGUAAUUUCCCUCACCUUGGCAGUGCGGAAAGUUUGUGAUUUUUAUUGCCUAAAUAGCUUUCAACAUUUUGAAAUUGACUUAAGAGAAUGUUCGCUAUGUGUGUCUAUGUAUCUUGCAUUUCUGUUGGCUUUGUGAACUUGUUUUGGAUUUAGUCUGAUCUUUAAAUAAAUGAUUUCUUUGUGUUCUCUC